Messenger RNA from Schizosaccharomyces octosporus yFS286, 1092 nucleotides. RefSeq names its product retromer complex subunit Vps29. Gene Ontology annotation, biological process: intracellular protein transport; retrograde transport, endosome to Golgi. The transcript is spliced from 2 exons. The record is from RefSeq and is a predicted model, not a curated record. Bases 263 to 826 code for a protein of 187 amino acids. Lineage: Eukaryota; Fungi; Ascomycota; Schizosaccharomycetes; Schizosaccharomycetales; Schizosaccharomycetaceae. Gene Ontology annotation, cellular component: retromer complex; endosome.
GAGGUAACGGAGUGUUUGUUUGUUUGUAUGAGACAGCUUUACCAACAGGAUUGUAGUCGAAAUUUAUUUAAGAAAAUGGGUAAAAUUUAGUUUAAAUAUUUAAACAAACCUUUCUAAAAAAACGAGAACAAAUAAAAGACUGAAUGGAGGGUUUAAAGAAAGCUGAGUUGAACGUGACAAUUACACAACCACCAUAAUAGGGAGCAAAUUUCUGAUUACCGGAAAAUUAAAGGUUUUAUAGAGUAAUUAACAAUAUUUUACAAUGCUUGUACUAGUUAUUGGUGAUUUCCAUAUUCCUAAUCGGUCACCAAAAUUAUCAGAAAAGUUUCGGCAACUUUUGAUCCCUGGAAAAAUCAAUCAGAUUAUAUGUUUGGGUAACCUCACGAGUCCAUCUAUAUACGACUACUUAAAACAUGUAUGCGCAGACCUUAAAUUGGUGAGAGGAGCUUAUGAUAUAGAUAGCAAAUCACCAAUUGCUGGAAAAUUGACAUUGGGUUCUUUUAAAGUAGCAUAUACGAGCGGGCACUUAUUAGUCCCUCAAGACAGUCCUGAAGCUCUAAGUAUUCUGGCUAGAGAUAUGGAUGCUGAUAUUGUUCUUUAUGGAAACACUCACAAGUUUUCUGCAUUUGAAUUAGACAAUUGCUUUUUCGUGAACCCGGGUUCUGCUACUGGAGCACCCACGGUAUCAACUGCGAACGAUGAUACCAAAAUAACACCGAGUUUUGUGCUAAUGGAUGUUCAGGGAGCUGUUCUUAUAUUAUAUGUUUACAGGAUUUUUGAUGGAGAAGUUCGAGUAGAAAAGAUGCAGUACAGAAAGCCAGAAUGAUAAUGUUUUAUUAUGUAUGAUGAUCGGCUUUCGAUAUACCCCCAGAGAACUUUUCUGAGUUGUCAUCUGAAUAAGUUUGUUACUUUUUCAUCCUUCGUUUGCUUGUAAUCACUGACCUAUGGCUACUACUGAAGUGUGUGAUCUACUUAAUGUAUAAGAUGUCCUAAAGAACCUUUCAUCACGAAUUUCACGACAUGAACGAGAUAUUAUAACAAAAAUUAGCUUGAAAUACUUUAAAUAACCUUCUCCUAAUAGUUUCAUUCUUG